Molecule: messenger RNA, 2509 nt
Organism: Lemur catta (Ring-tailed lemur)
Lineage: Eukaryota; Metazoa; Chordata; Mammalia; Primates; Lemuridae
Gene: IGFBP3
Product: insulin like growth factor binding protein 3
Exons: 5
Coding region: 130-1011 (293 amino acids)
Biological process (GO): regulation of insulin-like growth factor receptor signaling pathway
Cellular component (GO): extracellular region
Molecular function (GO): insulin-like growth factor I binding; fibronectin binding; insulin-like growth factor II binding
Source: RefSeq, a predicted model, not a curated record
GCGAGCGCUGCAGCUAAGCGCUAAGGAGCCGCCACUGCCUGCCUGGAUCCCGCAACCUCGCGCCGACUACUGUCGCCCCAUCCCUGCGCGCCCCAGCCGACCCAGCAGCGGGCCCCCGUGGCGGGCGCCAUGCAGCGGGCGCGCUCCGCGCUCUGGGCCGCGGCGUUGACCGUGCUGGUGCUGCUCCGCGAGCCGCCCGUGGCGCAGGCUGGCGCGGGUGCGGCGGGCACCGGCCCCGUGGUGCGCUGUGAGCCGUGCGACGCGCGUGCGCUGGCCCAGUGCGUGCCUCCGCCCGCCGCGCCCGCGUGCGCCGAGCUGGUGCGCGAGCCGGGCUGCGGCUGCUGCCUGACGUGCGCGCUGCGCGAGGGCCAGCCCUGCGGCGUCUACACCGAGCGUUGCGGCGCCGGCCUCCGCUGCCAGCCGCCUCCUGGCGAUCCGCGCCCGCUGCAGGCGCUGCUGGACGGCCGCGGGCUCUGCGCCAACGCCAGUGCCAUGGGCCGCCUGCGCGCUUACCUGCUGCCAGCGCCGCCCGCGCCAGGAAACACCAGUGAGUCGGAGGAGGACCGCGGCGCCGGCAGCACGGAGACCCAGGCCGGCCCCGGCACACACCGGGUGUCUGAUUCCAAGUUCCACCCGCUCCACGCCAAGAUGGACGUCAUCAAGAAAGGGCAUGCCAAGGACAGCCAGCGCUACAAAGUCGACUACGAGUCUCAGAGCACAGACACCCAGAACUUCUCCUCUGAGUCCAAGCGGGAGACGGAAUACGGUCCCUGCCGCAGAGAAAUGGAGGACACGCUGAAUCACCUGAAGUUCCUCAACGUGCUGAGUCCCAGGGGUGUCCACAUUCCCAACUGCGACAAGAAGGGAUUUUAUAAGAAAAAGCAGUGCCGCCCUUCCAAAGGCAGAAAGCGGGGCUUCUGCUGGUGCGUGGAUAAGUACGGCCAGCCCCUCCCAGGCUUCGACUCCAAGGGGAAGGAGGAUGUGCACUGCUACAGCAUGCAGAGCAAGUAGACGCCUGCCCUGUGAUUUAAUGUGGAGCUCAAAUGCACCUUAUUUUGCACAAAAGACUGCCAAGGACAUGAUCAGCAGCUGGCUACAGCCUCGAUUUGUAUUUCUUUCUGUGGUGAACUGAUUGUUUUAAAACCAAAGUUUAGAAAGAGGUUUUUGAAAUGCCUAUGGUUCCUUUAAAUGGUAAACUUGAGCAUCUUUCUUCCCACUUUCCUGUAGUCAGUGAAAAGCAGUUUGAAUUCUCUUGUUGCUUCCUAUAAAAAUACUCGUAAACUCGAGCACAGCACCCAGAUGUCCUCCCCUCCUGGAGUUCUCACCGUGCACCAGAGCGGCUGACCCUCUGACUUCAUGACUUAGGCAGCUGUGUUGCCUGUGUAGAGUACACGCUUCACCCCCACCCUCUGUAAAGUGAGCACAGGUCUUCUCAACAGUAGGAAAACCCUUAAACUCCGGUCAUCUGGGAGCCUUUCUGUGGUGCCCUCUUUGAGGCAAGAGCCUGGGUCCCUCGACCAAGAAGAUCAUUCAUAUCGUCAAGUGACCUGUACUGCUUGGGGACUGUUGGAGAGAAUAAAGUGGAGUCUUACUUGUAAAAAGAAAAAAAAAAAAAGACCAAGAAUGUUCUAGGCACUCUGGGAACCUAUAAAGGCAGGUAUUUCUGCCCCUCCUUUGUCAGGCAGCUUCCUGAAGACGUGGCCUAGGGGAAGGCCCAGGGUGGCUUUGCUGUGGCCCCACAGGGAGGAGGGAUGGGGACAGUGAGAGUCAACCUCCGAGUUCAGAGGCAUUGCAAAAAACGGCACUAUUCUUCAGAUGACUGCGGAAAAUAGUGUUCUGUAGUUCAACAGCUCAUGACAAAGUUCAUUUUUGAGGAUAAGCUUUUUAAAGGCAGAGGUUUAUUUUCAUCUCUCACCUUUUGUCCUCCUUGGCAUAAUGUAAAAAAAGAAUAAUAAUAUCUAAACAGGAAAGUUGAAUGGCUUGCUGGGGAGCCCACUGAGAACAUGGGGAACACAUAAAAAAUCACCUGUGUUUGUUGAACUUGGAGUCAUUCUCAUACUUUUCUUUAUGAUUCACACAUAUAUGCAGAGAAGAUACAUUCUUAAUUCAUUGUUAACAUUGUAUACAACAUAGCCCAAUAUAAUAGGAUCUAUGCUAGAUAUUCCUAGAUGAAAUGUUAGACAUGCUAGAUGUUGUAACUACGGCCACAUGCGAGGAAAGGAGCUGGUGCCCAGGGGCCGGGCUGCUCUCCCAGAGGCCAAACCCAAGGAGGUCUGGAGAAGUCGGGCGCGAGAGGACUCUGCCCUGUCCCGCUGCGGCCCUCGAUGGGUGUGGACACGUGCUUCACAGAGCUCUCCUCGUGAACACAAAAGGGUCUUAAGACAUUCUGCCUACCUAUCAGCUUUUCUUUAUUUUUUUAAUUAAGUUUUUGAAAAAGAAAAGUAUUUUUGAAAAGUUUGUCCUGCAAUGUAUUUAUAAAUAGUAAAUAAAGUUUUUACCAUUAAAAAAA